UUGGUUUUUUCCUGGGUUACCAAACAGAGAGACCGUGAACAUGGAGACCUGAAGAGAACGGGGAGCUGGAGGAUGCACCCCUGGGCUGCCCAGAAAGUCCCUUCACUUGGGUUCAUGCCAUAACCGCACGGCUCCGGGGAACUGGAGCUCGGCAGAAGCUGAGUGUCAGCUCUGGGAGGUGGCGGCUGCUGUGAUGGAUGGCCAGGCAGAUGUCACUCGGGAGCGAUUUGGGUAGAGCUGGUCCUCCUCGGGAGGUGGGACGGACCUGGUGUCUUCUUGAGAGCCUGGUGUGGAUGAAGAGCGAGGUGGUCCUGGUGCCUUCUCACCACUGCGGAUGGGAUGUAACACCUGGAAAGAUAAAACAUCUGGAAAGGGCAGACUUGGGAGUGAAACGCUGGGAAAGUGCCAGUGACCUGUGCCUCCACCUCACCUCUGCACUGCCAUGGCCACGCUAGAGACGCUGCCCGUUCUUAGUGACCCAGCCUACCCCAGCCCGGAGAACUUCCACGGUUUUGCUCCCUGUCCAUCCCAAGCCACCUCCCAGAGCACCAUGGGGAGCGUGGGCAGCGGAGUGGCCAAUGACCAAGAGUUCGCCAUGAAGAGCGUGGGGACCCGGACGCAGAGCAGCGGCCGGCAGACGGAGGGGUCUCGCAAUGGGUACUCCACACGGGAGAUCUCCAACCGCUACUCCGGCGAGGAGAAGACGUACAGGUCUGAGAAGGUCUCCAACUCCCUCUACAUCAAUGGCGACCUGCGCAAGAGUGAGAAGGUGAAGAUGGACAUCUGUGGGAACGUGACCACCAACAAUGAGAAGAACAUGCCACCUCCUCCCCAAUACCGAGAGCCCAGUAACCCACCAAAGAUAUUGCCAAUCUCCGGCAAACUAGACCAGAGCAAUGAGCCCUUAGUUAGACCCUCAGCCUUUAAACCAGUAGUUCCUAAAAACUUCCAUUCCAUGCAGAACCUCUGCCCGCCGCAGAGCAACGGGGUGACAGAGAACAGAAAGAGCUUGAACCAUGCCAACAGCAAUAGCCCGUCCGCACCCAAGAGUGGACUCGACAAGAGCAGCCUUAACAGGACUACAAACCAAGUGGGGGGCCUUUCGGAUUCAGGCCGUAACUCGUUAACGAGCCUGCCCACGUACGGGACAGGCUACAGCCAGCACGUGGGUCCGAUGAGCGCCUCCACGAGCCACAUCAACCGCAUCGGUACAACCUACGUGGACAAGAACAUCGUGGGAUACAAUGGGAUAUCUACCUCAGACAGUGGGCGGUCUUCGAGCAAGAGCACCUCUUCGUUCAACAGACUGAACCAUCUCAAUGAAACAAUGCCUUUCCACUCGCCUUCAACGGACGACAUCAUCCAAGACCUGGAAGAUCGGCUGUGGGAGAAGGAGCAGGAGGUCCUCCAGAUGCGAAGGAACCUGGACAAAAGCGAGGCAGCCAUCUUCCAAGUGUUCGAGGAGAAGCAGAAGAUCUGGGAGAGGGAAAUGGAGGACCUGAGGCAAAACUAUGCUAACAAAUUGCAACAGGUCUCCAAAAAGGCACAACGGGCUCAGCAGGCCUUGCAGCUCCAAAUCUUCAAGCUCCAGCAAGAGAAAAAAAAACUCCAAGAUGAUAUGGGACAACUCCUCCAGCAACGAGAGGAGCUGGAGAAGAAAUUUGUGGCUUUCAAGAAGGAACAGGCUGAGUUUCUCCCAAAGAUUGAAGAGACCAAGUGGGAGGUGUGCCAGAAGGCGGGUGAGAUCUCCCUGCUCAAGCAGCAGCUGAAGGACUCCCAGGCAGACGUCUCCCAGAAGCUGAACGAGAUCGUGGGACUGCGGACACAGCUCAAGGAAGGUAAGAACUUCCUACGGGAGAAGGAGGAGCAGAUCCUCACCCUGAAGGACUCCUACAGUUCCAAGAGCGUCAACCUGGAGAUCUGUGAGAGCGAGCUGCAGCGGAAGAUGAGCGAGGUCCAGGUGCUGAGGGAAAAACUGAACCACUGUGAGCUGGAGGUCUCUGGCCUGAAGCGGACUCUUGCCAGCAUGGGACCUCCGGGGCCUUUUGGUGGGGACCUUGGUGAGAAGCUGCGGGACCCGCUGGCCUGCGAGAGCGAUGAAGCCAAGAUGCAGCGGCAGAGCGAGGACAGCGUCAACUCACUGCGGAAGGAGGUGGAGCGGCUCCAGACGGAGCUAAAGCUGGAGCGGCAGCAGCGGGAGCAGCAGGUGAUGGACUUCGAGGAGGAGCGGCGCACAUGGCAAGAAGAGAAGGAGAAAGUCAUCAAGUACCAGAAGCAACUGCAACUGAACUAUGUGGAGAUGUACCAGAAGAACCAGCUCCUGGAGCAUAAGGUAAACGAGAUGAACACGAAGGCCACCAGCCCCCCACACACCGAGGAGAAAAAACCAUGGACUCCCUCCAGACUCGAGCGAAUAGAGUCCACCGAGAUCUGAGGUGGGACCAAGACAAAACAACAUAAUUUUUUUAUUGCUGUGCAUGUACUACCUACUCAAGCCAGUGAUCUUCCGAUGGAUAAUACACUACCGUAGGAGCAGCGUGAAUCUGCUCUCACCAAGCUCCAUCACCCUUAUUCUAUACUUCUGUGCUCUGUAGGUAAAAUAACUGUGGAUGUGCGUUGUUUUUCUAUCGAUAAUGCGACAUUUCUUUUGGUUUUUUUUUCCUAGUACCACUUGUGAGGGUCAAUUGGCUCUUUUGUAAUCUGCCGUGACUGUUACUUCGCUAAAGGCUGCCAUCCCCUCUCCUACAAUUCACCCUUCGUUCGUUGGUUGGUUGGUUGGUUGGUUGGUUGGGUUGUGUUUGGUUUCUUUGGUUUUCCAAGCAUUUAUGUGCAGCAAAACAGUUCAAAGUGGCAGGUUUUUUUUCAGGGCAUUUUUUAGCCACAUUGGCUAAUGGAGCAAAGCUCUUGGGAUCAUGAGCAAACUCACUGCUCUGCAUCAAGUAUCCUGUCUAGACGGUGGUCUUAGUGAAGUCAGUGGGAGGUUGGCCACUGAUUUCAGUGAAACCAGACAUAUCUUUACCAGAUGACUCCCUCUUGCUAGCCCAUGGCUAUCAUUGUUGCAAGAGGUUAGGACAUCCUUGAGGAGCAGGAUGAGCCUGUUCUGGUAACAUAAGCCAACAAGGAAUAAUCACCCAGCAGGAACCACAUUGAAGGCUCAGCAGAGCUUGACAUAUGCUGCGUUUUCAUUUUGUUGUGGUUUCCUUCUGCAGUUCCACUUCUCUCCUGGGUUGUGACCAACGCUGGGAGCAGAAAUACCCUCCCACCUCUGCCUCGGUCGCCCUACUCUUACCAUAUACUCAAGGUGGCUACAGCAAGAAAAGACUUGGAAAUCCAAGAUAGUUUCCUUUCCCAAGAUCCCUCUUACUACCCAAAUUCAGUGGAAUCAAGGUUUGGGGAAGCCUCCAAACCCACGGGAUGUUUAUGCAAACUGAAGCUUUAGCAAUUUGCCCAACAGUGGGCAAUUGUGCUACCCCAUUCCCAAAUGAGUGGUGCUUCGGUGCACUCUCUAGGUCCAGGGUCUACUUUAAAAAUGGCAUCCGAGCCUCACUCAGGAGUUGCAGUGAGCACAUAUCAGCAUUACCGCCGGAUCGCAACAGGGCAAGUGCCAGCCUUCAGUACAGCUAUUUCAAACAGCACCCAUAGCGAUCCCACGUGGCAUCACAUAUUCCAGAUAUAACACAGGCCCAGCUUAAGUAAAUAUUUACCUACUAACUGUGAGCAUGAAAGCAGUCAUAAGAAGUGAAAAUGCUUAAGAUCACGCAAGUGCUUAUGCCCUGGCAGAAUAAUAACCAAAUCCUAUAUGCACAGUCACUGAGAAUGGUGCAGGCAUCAAAAACCAGCAUUCAGCUUUAAAAGGUGGGCAAAAUGGGUCUGGCUCUCCCUUUCUCGGACACUUUUUUUACCAUGAUCCACAGCAAAGAGUAAAAAAUGUUGCAAAGUGGGAUUUGCACUGACUGGGCAGUGGCCAAAGGAUCAGCGCAAGUGGGAAUUUUGGCUCUUUGCCCCAGGGAGCAGGUAGAAGAACAAAGCUAGAAUUAACACUGAGACAUCCUGGGAUGUCUAUGUGAGGUGACUCCAGGGAGUUUCGCCAGAUUGCAUUUCAUCUGCAUACCAAGGACAAACCUCAGGGCGUUGAGGGACUGAAGACUUUCCAAGCAAAAGCCCUGAAGCUACUAAUUUUCCAUGUUACCUUCCCUGAAAGCUCCUGCCUCGCCAUCACCAGGUCUGACCUUCAAGUUGGGACCAAACCUUGUUGUGGUGAGCUCCAGACUGAGCAAAGAGGCUGAGCAGGAGAGAGGAGACUGCAGUUAGUCCCACCAACCUCCAGCCAAGGUCAACAGACAGUAUUACUGGGCAGGAACUGUUGGUGGCUGGCAGCGAUCCCUGGAGCUGGCAAAAAUGGAGAUGUGUGAUGAGACCAGGGCAUUUCAAGAUCCCAGUUGAUGGUACCUGUCUUUUCCCAUGGCUUCUGCCUUUGGAGCUGGAGGAAGACACAACCCAUCAGUCUGGAAAAUGCCAGGGCAGCUCAAGCUAAACUACUUUUACCAGACCAGCCAUGGAAAGGGGGACUAGCUCAGGUGUGACCCCUGAAGGGUGUAGAGGUGAGUGCCACUAUGAAUCCUGCAGACUCCAGCGCUUUUGGAUAUCAGCCCACACAGCCCACUGAGGAAGGAGUGUAGCUGCCUGCUGGUGCCACCCAGCAGCAGACUUUGCCGUGCCAAGGGAGACACCCACAUGCACUGCGCAAACUGACACUUGGCCAGGCAAAUCCUAGAACUUCCUCCAUUUCAUACAUUGGGCCUUCAAGAUGGAGUCAAACAUCCCACAGUGUCGGGGUUGGAGAGCUGGCAUCUUGUCAUCUUGGCUUUCUCUGCCUCUCUUUCCACAUCAGAUGAAUCCAGGCUGCCUUCCUUCCCAAAGCAGUUGUGAGGCAUCUGCGCUUGUGAAGGACGUUGAAAUCCUUGGGCAAAAGGGAAAAGCAUAGAGAUAUUGCAAGAGGCUGCCUCAGAUGGUCAUACGGUGGUUUUGAGGCCACCACAUGAACAACAAACACAACAGCAAGUGUCCUCACCACAAGAUGAGUCCAGUAACCUGGAGGGUUAUUUCCACCUUUUCUUCUCCUGGCUCCACUGAUGUUGAGGUUGGUUUCUCACUAACCAUUGCAGGAAUCAGUGUUUCAGUUGGUAGCUCAAGAACACCCAGAGUGAUGGAGCUGCAAGGAUCUGCUGUUGAGGAGGUGUACACCGCAAUUCCCCGCUGCGCUAACACCCAAGUGGAAUGGACACCGGCAUCACCCUGUGGGACACCUUCUCACCAGAACUCUUUGCUAACCCAUGGGCAAGAGAAGCAGGGGCUUGUCUGGCCUCCCCACGUACCUGGAUCCAGUCAGCAGCAGCCAGCCAAGCCCUCCAGCAUGCCAGGUUUACUCCAUCAUCUUUUUCCUAGAUCUUUUUUGCAGUGGUGGCAGGAAUUAGUGUGUCUUGAUGGACCCAGUGAAACCUGGAGGCAUACGGGUUUGUCUGUCUGCUGGAGGGUGCUGGACUGCCCAGGGACUCAAUGGCCUCACAGUGCAUCCAUGAGGGACUGCAGAGCUCCUUGGGAUGGAGCAGGAGUGGCAAGGAGUGAUUUUUCACCUUGGAGGAGGAAAGGUAGACUCCCUUUCACCUUCUUCUUCACUGCAUCACUUUGAUCCAGAUCCAAGCAACCUCGAUUGCAGCCAUUCCCUGGAUGACAGAGAGCCUUGCAGACACCCAUUAAGAUGCUGUGGUGGUUUUCCCUCUCUUGAGGUUCGCCCAGCAACCCCCAAGCACUCAGCUGUCCUGCAGAAACCACCCCCCUAUGCUACAGUGACAUAAAAUAGAGGUGGUUUUGGCCAGUGCCCCAGCUGAACUGCCAUGGAAGAUUCCUGCUCUUCAGGAAUCUUCCCCACAACUGGAUGCACUGCUUCCCGCCAUGUCCUCUCCCAUGUACUAGCACUGUGCGGCCACAUGCUGGUAACCAGUCUCCCUCUGAGGUGACUACCCUUUGCUCAGCAAAGAUGGAGCAAAAUGAUGGAGGGACACCUGGGUUCCUGUUGUUUGUGCUCAGAUCCAGCCCAGAUGGGAGCUUGCCUAGCUUUUUCCAGACCUUAACAUUUUUACCUGCUGACUGGAUGAAGUCUCCCAUCACAAGCUUGGUCUGCGUUGAGGCCCUGGGGUCUUAGCCUUGGGGCAAGAUAGCCAAGGGGUGCCAGACUGGCAUUUUGAUGACAAACCCUGGGAAUGGCCAAGGAGGUUGACAUCUUGUCUUUUGGAGGCUCAGGCAGGGCUGAUAAAAUGUUUCUGUCCCAUGAAACUCCCCUCAGAGUUUGGGCUUGACCAUAAGCCAGCUGUCUCCUCUACCUUUGCCGAGCCAGCUCUGGAGUUGAUGGGACUCAGUGUGACGUACUGGCUCACGUGUAAUUCUCCCAGUACUGCCCUCAAAAUCUUGCACAUGGUCAGUGUCUCCACUGAAACAACAAGUCAUCUCUAACUUGCCACUGGCCAACAGCAAAAGCUGUGGUACCAAGGGUCUCAGAUCAGUUGCCCACACUAGGGGACCAGGGACAUUAGAGAUGCUCUGGUUUACCUGACACAUGGGGCUGGCCAAUACGAUCCAAGACCUAUGGGAGAGCCAGGCCAGUGGUGGGAAGACCUGAAGCAUCUCUAGUGGCACAUCACCCAUGUGCAGGCAACCGAGUCAUGCUCCAGGCAUGUCCACACGGUUGUUAUAUGAGCAAGCAGAGCAGAUUGAUCAGCUCCAGCAAUUUCUAUCCAUGAGGAUUCGGGCUAAGCAGGCUAUCCUGCCCCCAGGGAAGGUCUAAGCAGUCCCUCUUACCACUUGCUGUGAGAGGGGUUGCUUUGCUCCACUGUAAUUUCAGGGUUGGUUGCUGUCGCUGUAAGAUGACGACCCGGCUGGGCUGGUUCCCCUCGCGCAGGCAGCACUCCUGUCUCACUCUCGGUGUGAAUGCCGCAACCACCGCGCGUUGUUGUACUUCACACAGUCCCACUUAGCUUCUGCUACUGCCUCGUGGCAGCCGGCUACACCAUUCCUGCUGUCGCUGGCGUCAUGCCGGAGCAAGAUCACCUCCGGGUUUCCGCACUUAAAAUAGGAAUCAAAUUGUUGCUCUUAUGCUGCUACGUUAUACGGAGACAAGUGUACUUGGAUGUAAAUAACAGCCCAGCUCUGUAUAUACAAUGAUUAAAUGAAGAGACAAGAAAGCUCUGUGGCUUCUAUAUUGGUGAGCGGGACCGACAGUAGCAGCAGAUGCUGCAUUUGAGCGCUGAGCGCUACACGAGGGUGCUCAGCAACCCCUGAGCUUUUGCUGGCCGCAGUGGAAAUGGAAGGGAGGGGGUGUCUCAGCACCUCCUAUGAAGGCAAUCCACUUGGGAUUGGCUUUGACUGAGCAGCCUGGUGUCACUCUGCCCUGCUUUGAUGCUUGCUGUCAUCCCGAGCCAGGAUUUGCAAUUGCCCCUGGUUAAGGCUGAAGUCCUCUCUGCCCAUCCUCAUGACGCAUCGAAAUCCCCCACAGGCAGUGGCUCCAGUGGUGUCCCCUUGAGCCCUUGCUGCCUGUGAGCUCUGCCCAUGGAAAGGACAAACCCACCCCACUCCUGCCCCUUGCAGUGGCACUUUAUAGCUUGCUCAAGACAGCGAGCUCACAAGCAACAUGACCAAAGAUGUCUGGAGGGCACUGGACUGCAUGCUUGGAGCUGCCUCCUGGCUUUCCUGGGGAGGGAUGACGUUGGUGUGGGCUGCGAAGGGGGACCGAGAGCUGGCAGGGGACAGGAAAGGGCUUAGGUUUCCCUGUGUCCCACUUGGGAACAUCUGCAGGGCCAUGAGGGGCCUUUCCUGUGCUAGACAGGACAGGGCAGAAAGGAGUUCCUGGGUGAGCUGAUUGUCCUCAAUUGGUUAUACCAGUAUCCUCCACGGUCGUGGCAACAAGCUCCAUGCAUUCCCCAGGGAGAACAUGGACCAGGGGCUUUUCCCAGCAGGCAGAAUGGAUGGAUGCAACUCCCCUUCUGUCUCGAGGAGAAGAGAGGAUGCAUGCCAAACCAUCACACCUGUCUUCAGGGCCACGGGUCUCCUCUACUUUAGCAGUAGACAUUGUUAUAGGGUCCAGUUGAAGGCUCGUUCUGGCUCAGCGUGAAUUGGCCAGGAAAAUGUGUAUCAUGAGAGAUGGUGGUCCUGCUGGCUGCCUCCUUGGUGUCCUCUCCCCAGCUCACCCCAGAACCCUCCUUACCAGGGAACCAUCUUCUGAGGUGAAGGCACCAUGGUCUUCGCUUCUCCUGCUUGGGGUGCUGAUGGCAUUUCUACCCACCUUAGCUCCAUGAAGGCUCCUGAAUCUGGUCCCAGCCUUGGCAAGUGGAGCGUAGGCCAGCGGGAGAUCUGUCUUCCUCUGCCCACAGGGUUCCUGUGGAUGGGUGCUUGGGUGGGUCUGGGCCUCAGGCACGUGCUUCUUCACUGUGCCUCUGCUCCACGGCCGUGCUGAGCCUUCUCUUCUCCAUUCCCAACCAAGACCAUGAAAUCCUGCUGAUGGGCAGUGACACCUCCCACUUCUGUGCUGGAUGGAGCAGGUCCAGCUUGCUGUUAUUCUAACCCGACACUUCAGCCUAAGCCUUGAAGGCCACUUUACAGAGUAACUUUUCAUCAAGACCCCUUGCUAAAGAUCCACUCAUCAUGUUGCCUGUGCCCUGCUACGCCUCUGCCCCGGCCCUCCAGACUCUCCUGCCUCCUUUUAGAUCAUCACCAUCCCCAUCGUGCCAGGAGCAGUCAGUGCCUCUCCCAGUACUCUCCCAGAUACAUCUGAACAAGUUGGAGCUGAAGCCCAAAGUCCCCACCCAGAGUGGCAUGUCCCAGCCCUUUCUUGACUACUGAUCCUUACCUCUUCUCUCCACCAUUCCCAUGUCAGGUAGAUCAGCCCUGCUUUACCUCCAAGACCAAUCUUGCUUCUUGCUGAAGGACAUCCCCUCCGCUUGCAAUCACUUGACAUCACUUCAUGGGGCUUCACACCAUUGCAACGCCACACCCAGCCAGCUCCAGGUCUUUCCCGGUCCUUCCACUCUCUGGAAAGACAGAGGUGUGAGGGGUGUAUGAGUGCCCCGGUCUGUAGUGGCACACACACGCAUGCCACCUGGUCCCCAGUGUAGCAAGGGGUUGGGAUCGCACCUAGCUGUUUGCAGAUGUUGGCUUCCCAAUAAGAUGUUCCAUGAUGGCAGCGCAACUGCCGGCAACACCAGAAAUGAGCCUCUGCAUUUCCAGGAUAAGCCUCCUCCCUGGUUCUCCCUAUUGAGGAGAUCAUAUUAGAUCUGGAGCCUGGGACAACCUCUGACACGCAGGGUUGUGUUUUCACGGCUCUUUUACAGAUCUGUUUUCUCAGACAGAAAGCCUCUGCUUUCUGUCACAAAGCAAUAGGUUUUUCUAGAGAGAUUUAAAUGGGACUAUUCCCAACUCUGAUACCUGCAGGCAAGCCAAUGUUCUCUUGAAUACCUUUGUAGCUCCAGCCCUGGGCUCUCCUCCUUCAGAAAGGGAUGCGAGGUCCAGUCUGGCUCCAAAUAAUCACCAAUGGUUUGAGCUUGGUGGUCCCCAUUCAUCCGGAGAGCCCAAAGCUGCCCAUACCCAGCAGGCCACCAGUCUGGGUCCCCAGGAGGUGUGGUACAACCCCCUCUGGUGCCCAUCCCGUGACUGCUACUGGGGCCCUGCAGCAGGUCUUCUCCAUUAGCUCACCCACCUGGGAGCUGCCGGGUCCCCCGGGGCAUCUGAGCUCAGAGUCACGUUUAGUGACAGCCAGGCACCGGUGGGAGGCCACGACACUGGCUCUGCCAUUCCUGAGAGCCAGGCUGUCCCAGGAGCCCUCUCGGAGAAGAACAUCCCCUUUCCCCCAUGGGCGGCACUUGGGUUCCCUUCCAGUGGCCGAAGGGAGUAAAAUGUGUGCGGGUAGAGCUCCACCACCGGUGCAAAACUGCCCCGUCACCGGUGCAAAAAAAUGCUGCACAACUGGCCAAUGUGUCUAUGCAGUCCCUUUCCACGCAGCGGCAUCCCCACAGAGCCCAGCCCAGGGCUCGAGCUCCACCAAGGUGUCUUUGUUUGCACUCACUUGGACCUGGUAAACGCUGUGAGCCAAGAGGAAUCCCUCUUGGUCUUUGCCCUGCACCGGGCAGUACGCUUGUGAGGGUUUCCUCAUCCUAAAACGAUGCAUGUUGCUUAGUUUCCUGUCUUCUGCAUCUGUUCUCCAGCAGAUCAAUAGGUGUCCCCCCAAAACCCAGCUCCCCGAUGGGAGAACGUCAGGUUGGGCCAGCCGGCACCCCCGAGCAAGCCUGCUGUCUGAUUUCACCAGCAAUAAAAGCCCCGCGGAGGAGCGGCCGGAGCUCUCCGCUGCCGCUCCACCGCCGGGUGAGCUGCAGGCUGUGUCUGUGUGUAGGACCUCUGCAUUAGACCCUUCGUCCAACGUUUUGGACCUACCCGACUGUAAAUUCAAUCCCAGCCUUGUGCUUUCUUUCCUCUUGUUCGUUUCUUGACGGCUUGGUCUCUCUCUGCUCUUACUGUGAAUUCAAACCAGAAGUGUUCUGAACUCGACUCCGUUACUGUUUUGUUUCUGCGUUGACUGUUGCUGGUUCUCCGAACUGUGUUUAACGAGACUUUGCAAAAAAAAAAAAAAAUUAAAAAAUUAUAUAUAUAUAUCUAUAUAUACUUAAAAAAUAAAAUAUUUAUAAAAGAACUCCAUGAAGUUGAGUGUCUCUCCUGUCCACCGGUCACUUCCAAACACUGUUGUCUUGACUUUGCCUCUGGUCGGUGUAUUUAAAGACAAGAGGCUGAAAAAGAAAGAGAUAAAACGCAGCAUUCUGGGAUUUUUGUACAGCAAAGAUGUAUCUGUUUCGGAAAUUCUUGUUAAAACUAUACCGCACUUCCCAACCUACUGCUAGUCUGUUGUAUGUUUCCAUUGGGUUAUCAAGGUGUGAAGAGCUACUGCCUUUGCGAUUUUCUACAGUGAAUAUAUAUAUACCUGUACAGAGAUAUGUAUAUAUAUAAAUAUAUAUGAAGUUCUAUAUGUAUACGUAUCUCUCACUCUCCUAUCUCUACCCAACUGUGAAAGAUUUUUAUUGGGCAAAAUAAAAUGGAGAAAGGCCCCGUUUUGAAAACCCGAC
Messenger RNA from Phalacrocorax carbo (great cormorant), 11159 nucleotides. The record is from RefSeq and is a predicted model, not a curated record. Lineage: Eukaryota; Metazoa; Chordata; Aves; Suliformes; Phalacrocoracidae.